GAAAGGUGUAAAGAGAGAGAGGGAGACAUCAUUAUUCUUCCAGAGAAUUUAUCAGCUUCGUAGCCAUGGAGGUUGAAACUGCGAACAAAGACAUAGGAGCAACACAGCCUAGCCCCCUGAUAAAGAUCGGUUUGGUGGCAUCCAUAGUUGCCGUCGUGCAGUUUGGGUGGGCUUUGCAACUCUCCCUACUGACCCCAUACGUCCAGCUUCUCGGCAUCCCGCACACUUGGGCUGCCUUCAUUUGGCUCUGCGGUCCCAUCUCUGGUAUGCUCGUCCAGCCCAUCGUUGGAUACUAUAGUGACCAAAGUACCUAUCGCUUCGGUCGUCGCCGUCCGUUCAUAGCUGCUGGGGCCGGCUUCGUAGUGAUAGCGGUCUUUCUCAUCGGUUAUGCCGCGGACCUCAGCCACCUCUUUGGUGACCGUGUGGAUAAACCCACGAGACCCCGUGCCAUCGCCUUCUUCGUGGUCGGCUUUUGGGUUCUUGACGUCUCCAACAAUAUGCUGCAGGGCCCAUGCCGAGCCCUCCUGGCUGAUCUCUCCUGGAACGACCAAAAAAGGAUGCGCACAUCCAAUGCGUUCUUCUCGUUCUUCAUGGCGAUUGGCAAUGUCCUCGGCUACACUGCCGGGUUCAUUUAAUGAGGUUUUGUUGAACUUUGCUAAGUUAGAUUUUAACAUACUGCAACGACAACACCAAAAGGAACUUGCCCAUCUCUCGAGGUAAUUAAAGUUCAUUAAACAUAUCGCACUCCAUAAAGUUGGUGUUAAUCUUGUACUUAUAGGCAUGCGGGAACUAUGGAGUAGAUUUCUAUUGAAUGUUUUGCAUGCUUAGGUGGUGGAAAGAUUUAGACAUUGCGAUAGAGUUAUUGUUUGCCCGAGAUAGAGUAGUGGAAUUGUACUUUGGGAUUUUGGGAAUGUACUUUGAACCCCAUUACGCUCUUGCUAGAAGGAUUCUUACGAAAAUAAUUUGCAUGACAUCAAUCAUAGAUGAUGCAUUUGAUGCCUAUGGUACAUUAGAAGAACUCGAGCUCUUUACAGACACAGUUAAAAAGGUGGGAUAUCAACUGCAUUGAUCAACUCUCACAGUACAUGAAAUUCAUCUAUAAAGCACUCUUGGAUGUUUAUGAAGAAAUUGAGGAAGAGACGUCCAAGGAAGGAAGGUGUGACGCCCCCAAAUUCCGUUUGGGAUUGGACGGACAUUUGAAGCGUCGAGACAUGCAACACAAGGUUACCUGCCCCCGUUCAUGACAUAUAAGAUGCAAUGUUUCUAACAUGUA
Molecule: messenger RNA, 1273 nt
Organism: Carya illinoinensis
Lineage: Eukaryota; Viridiplantae; Streptophyta; Magnoliopsida; Fagales; Juglandaceae
Product: sucrose transport protein SUC2-like
Exons: 2
Coding region: 66-635 (189 amino acids)
Cellular component (GO): plasma membrane; vacuole
Molecular function (GO): sucrose:proton symporter activity
Source: RefSeq, a predicted model, not a curated record